This is a messenger RNA of Prorocentrum cordatum, 1501 nucleotides long. The record is from the annotation of a GenBank genome assembly. NCBI's taxonomy places the organism in Eukaryota, Dinophyceae, Prorocentrales, Prorocentraceae.
AUGUUGGUCGAAGCUGGAGCCCAACGCAGCCAGCUACAGCCCUGCGAUCGUCGCUCUGCUCCGCAGAAGCGAUGCGACAGGCGAAUUAGGCAGCUUCAACGCUGGCAGAGGGCUCUGGCGCUGCUGAGCGAGAUGUGCGAGCCGAAGCUGGUGCCCAACGUCACCAGCUGCAGCGCUGGGUUCACAGCGUGCGCGACGGACGAGCGGUGGCAGCGGGCACUGGCGCUGGCGCUGCUGAGCGAGAUGUGGGAGGCGAGGCUGCAGCCCAACGCAGCCAGAUACAGCCCUGCGAUCGUCGCUUUGCUGCGGAGAGACGACACGACAGGCUAGUCAGCCACAACCGCUGGGAUCAGCGCGCGCUGGAAGGGCAAUCAAUGGCAUCAGGCUCCGUUGCUGCUCAGCGAGGCGUGGUAGGUGAAGUCGGAGCCCGACGUUACCGGUUACAGCGCUUGGAUCAGUGCGUACGACAAGGGCGAGCCGUAGCAGCGUUGUUCGGCGCUGCUCGGCGAGAUGCGCGAACGUUGGAGCCCAGCGUCAUCUUUAUCACCGCGACGGGAUCAGCAGUUGCGAGAAGGGCAAGCAGUCGCAGCAGGCCUUGUCGCUGAUCUGCGCGACGUGGCGAUGUCGGAGGCAAAACUGUAGCCCGACGUCGUCAGCUACAGCGCUGGGAUCAUCGCGGGCUGGAAGGGCGACCAGCGGCAGCGCUCAGGGAGACGUGGAAGGCGGCACGGCUGCCCGCCGUCGUCAACUACCACGCUGGGAUUAGGGCUCGGACGCUACUCGGGGAGCUGUGGGAGGCGAAGUUAAAGCCGAGGGUCUUCAGCUAAAGCGCUGGCAUUAGCGCGUGCGGGAGAGGCUGAGGUGGGCUAUGGGCUCAGAUGCUGCUCGGCGAGGUGUAGGAGGCAAAGCUGGGGCCCAACAUCAGCAGCUACAAAGCUGGAGUUAGCUUGUGCGAAGAAUGAAAAUGGGCGAUGGCGCUGCUUUGAGCCCAGCGUCACCAAUCACAUCGCUGGGACCGGCGAAUGCGAGAAGGGCAGAGUGGCAGCGGUGUCUGGUGCUGCUCAGCGAGACGUGAGAGGCGAGGCUGGAGAUCAGUGUCAUCAGCUACAACGCAGGGACCACCCCGUCCGAGAAGGGCGCGCACUGGCCGCUGGUUGUUGUGGCGCUGCCGAGCGAGAUAUGGGAGGCGAAGCUUGAGCCCGACGUCAUCUCUCUGGCGUUAUCUCUCUGGGACGCCGAGCAGCCACCGCGGUCUCUGGAGAUGUUCAGCUGCGGCGGCGAAGACGAAGCAGCUGAAGAACCGUGCGUCCGAGCUUGUGGCCAAGCUCUCCGAGGAGCAGAAGUUGCGGGAGACGGCACGAAGCGACGCAUCUGCCGCGAAAGUCCCGUUGUUCGAGACAUCCGCGCCCACGUGGCACGUGGCAGGGCGAGCCGACGCGUCCCAGCGGCCCUUGAGUCCCGUGCCUGGAAGGCCUGCGGCGGGGCGCGCAAGGUUUCCCCG